Dentiscutata heterogama is the source of this 3723-nucleotide messenger RNA. Lineage: Eukaryota; Fungi; Glomeromycota; Glomeromycetes; Diversisporales; Gigasporaceae. The record is from the annotation of a GenBank genome assembly.
AUGUAUCCAUCAAACGAAAAUAAUCAAACAUCGACACCUGAUGCAACUGUCUUCCGUCCACCGUUACAGAUAUCACAACUUAUUAGCGAAAAUGAAAACGAUCAAAUUUUAACACCUGAAAGUGUAAAUUCUGAAAUUCCAUUUUUAAACCAAUCACAACUUAGAAACGAAAACGAAAAUGAAAAUAAUCGAAUAGCUACAUCUGACAAUGUAAUUUCUGAAGCUUUAUUAAGAACACCAGUUACACGUAUUUCAAAUGCUAUAGUAGAAAGUGUAGCAUCCAGCUCUUCUUCUAACACAAUAUAUUCAGAAACUCGGUCAUCUCAACUUGAUUUAUUGGUAUAUAAUGCAAUAAUUACAGAUGAUGUCCAAACUCUCGCAAAGAUUUUAGAUGAAUAUCCUGAUUAUGAUUUAAAUCGUUUUAUUAAUCCAAGUAAUUCAGAAAAUACUGAUAGAAUAAAAGAUAGUGGCAAGACACCUUUGAUGAUUGCUGCUUCUUUAGAUUGUAAAAAUACUGUAAAUUAUUUGUUGAAAUCGAAUGUUGAAAUCGAUUUACAAGAUGAAUCUGGUGAAACUGCUUUAUUCCAAGCUGCUGCUGCUGGAAAUGCAGAUGUGGUAAAAACUCUGCUAAAAAAUGAUGCAUCCGUUGAUUUAUCAAACAUUAGUAAUGUAUCACCACUUAUGAUAGCUGCGUAUCAUGGGCACUCCUAUGCUUGUAGGAUGUUGUUGGAUCGUGGACGUGCAAACAUUAAUCAAAAAGAUACGACUGAGAAAACUGCCAUUGCAUAUGCUGCUCAUAAUGGGCACGGGCUUGCUGUGGAAACUCUUUUGAUGAGAGGUGCUAACAUUAAUAUUGUUGAUAUGUACCAUUGGUCACCUUUAAUGUUAGCGGCGUAUAAAGGACGUGCAAAUAUAGUCCGUCAAUUACUCAUAGCAGGUGCUGAUAAUGCUUUAAAGACAGUUAAUGGGAAAACCGCUGCUCAACUUGCGCUUGAUGGUGGCUACCUACAUGUUUCUGAUAUGAUAGAAAAUUUCAUUAUGCCUGAACCUAUUAAUUCACGAGAGUCAAAAGUUUUAUCCGAUUCAAUUCUCGAAAAAGGCACUUUUAAUAGGAAAAGUAUUCAAAUAUCUGCACAAUUUUCCCCAAGAAAGAGUCAUUUUUCUAUUAAUAAUAGUCGACAAAUAAGAACUUCUUUAAAGUUAAUCGCAGAGAUGUCACCCAGAGAAGAAAAUACUUGGUGGGUUUAUUUAUCAUGGAUAUUAUCGUUUAUGGUUUUAGACAAAUUCUUAAUUAAAUUUGGAGGAAUGGAUAGUCCACAAUUACGACAAGCUUGGAGAGAAAAAUUCGCAUUAUGCGUUGUUGUAGCUUUCGCUUCUGUAGGAGCUGCUUUAUUAACAUUUGGAUUCAUAGCAAUAGGUUGUACUGAGUCACCACCAAUACCAAAUAACUUGAUUAAUGAAUUUUGGGGUAAUUCAACAAAUUCAAAUUCAAAUGAAAAUUUGGUCAUGACAAUUCGUGGAAAAAUUUAUAAAACUGGUGGUUUUUUUAAAUCAGGAUUUCAUCGUCCAAUCUUACCAGAGACUGAUGACUCGUUAUCUACGAUUAUUAAUCCAUUAUUUGGAAAAGAUAUUUCACAAUUUUUUCCAUUGGACAAUGAUGCUAUUGGUUGUAGAUUUCGUCCUGCAAAUGCGGGUUCAAAUUUAUGUCCUUUGUUACCGAAUGAUUCAAAAUAUCAUUGUCAUACUUCAAAAAAUUCAAUGCGUACUUUAGAAUCUUUAUCAAUUAAUAAUUAUGUUGGAUUUUCAUGGGAUGAAAUAAAAUCAAGUUCUAGUGGUAAAAAAUUAUUAGUCAAUAACAAUUUUGUAUAUGAUUUCACAUCAUAUCUUGAUCCAUCAAAUACUGAUUAUUGGUUAGGUGAUGAUAAAAACUUUACACGAACAUGGAUAGAAAAUUUGAUCGGACGUGACGCUACUUUAGAAAUAGCUGAUACAGAUCUUCAUGAUGAUGUGGUGAAAUGUUUUGAUAACUUUUUAAUAGGAAAAGUUGAAGGAAUUCCAUACGGUUGCGCAUUAACGAAACUACUCGUCGUGGUACUAACUUCUGUGACAACAUUUUAUGUGUUAUUAAAAUUAUUAUCAGCUUUUGUUUAUGAUAUAUACCUUUCAAGAAAACUCGGUAAACCUAAACCAAUGUCACAACAAGAAAGUCCAAAAUAUAUGAUAGUAACAGUUCCUUGUUAUAGUGAAGGUCGAGAAUCUUUAAAGGCUAGUUUUGAUUCAUUGGCUGCAACGGAUUACUCGGAUCAACAUAAGUUGUUUUUCAUAGUUGCUGAUGGUAAUAUUACUGGAAGUGGAGAAACAGAGUCUACACCAGAUAUUUUAAAAAGUCUUAUCGUACCUCUUGAUAACACAAUUCCAAAACCGGCAAGUUAUAUAGCAAUUGGUCAAGGAGCUAAACGUCACAAUAUGGCACAAGUUUAUUCAGGAUAUUAUCAUUACGAAAAUCGACGUAUUCCUACCAUUCUUGUAAUUAAAUGUGGGACACCGGCAGAAAAAAAUUUACCUAAAGCUGGAAAUCGUGGUAAACGUGAUACACAAUUGAUAUUAAUGAAUUUGUUGAAACAUGCAUUUCACAAUACGGCAAUGUGUGAAUUAGAAUUUGAAAUGUUUGAGAAAAUUAGAAAGUUAACAGGAGUGACAGUAGAUCAAUAUCAAAUAGUGUGUAUGGUUGAUGCUGAUACUAUUGUUGAAGAAAAAAGUAUAAGUAGAUUGGUGGAAUGUAUAAAUCAGGAACCAACUAUUGUUGGAAUUUGUGGAGAGACUAAGGUUAUGAAUAAAACUGAAAAUUGGGUCACUAUGAUUCAGGUCUUUGAAUAUUAUAUAUCACAUCAUCUUGGAAAAACUUUCGAGUCUAUAUUCGCAUGUGUGACAUGUCUUCCUGGUUGUUUCUGUAUGUACCAAGUCUACUCUUACAAUGAUGAAGGCUAUAAAAUUCCACUCUUGAUCGACGAUGCCAUUAUGACUAAUUACACGGUGAAUGAAGUUGAUACGCUACACCAAAAAAAUCUUUUCCUCCUUGGUGAGGAUCGUUACUUAACUACUUUAACCCUUCGAGCAUUUCCAAAUUUAAAAACCAUGUAUUGUUCAGGAGCAGUCUGUAAAACUAUAGUUCCCAACUCAUUUUCAGUAUUAGUUUCACAACGCCGUCGUUGGAUAAACGGUACAAUUCACAACCUAUUUGAACUAGUAGUAUCUUCAGAAUUACCAGGAAGAUUUUGUUUUUCAAUGCAAUGCGCAUCAUUUCUUGAUUUGUUUGGAACCUUAACGUCACCAUUUGCUAUAAUGUUCACAGUAUACCUUGUUAUUGGAUUAAUAUUUGGUCAACCAUAUGGUCUACAGGUUGGCAAUGCAGUGGCAACUUAUCUUGCUACGCUUUUUUUGAUAGUAAUUGCAGGUUAUAAGCCGAUAAAUGUUCUAUGGUUUUUGGUUUAUUUAUCAUCUGUACCGGUUUGGACAGUUAUUUUACCUCUAUAUUCAUUUUGGAACUUUGAUGGUGCAGAUACUGGUCAUGACAGUGAUCAAACAUUCGAUAAAUUUGAUCCAAGAAAAAUUGUAUUUAAAAGAUGGGAUGAAUGGAUACUUUAUAGAAGCUAUAAAAAAUUACCUCAAUUGGCUCCAUUACACGGAAAAUAUUUGAAUCCACUACCUAUUACAAAUGAAUGA